AAGUUUGUCAAUUCUAAAUUGAGUUGAGGUUAUGUAUACUAUUAGUACAAAUUGAAAGAAAUUCAUAUUGACGUGUCUGUUAAAAUUUUAUUACACGUUAGAAAGUUAUAGAAAAUGCACUCGGUACUUCAAAGAGGAAAUUCAAUAUUAGCUUAUACUCUCAGCGUUCUGGCAUGUUUAACAUUUUUCUGUUUUGCCUCGACGGUAUUCCUCAACUAUGUAACAGAUGCUAAAAUGAAUACAGUUAAAGUUGUCGUGAAAAACGUUCCGGAUUAUAGUGCUAGUAGAGAAAAAAAUGAUCUAGGUUUCAUUACAUUUGAUUUACAAACUAAUCUCACUGGUUUGUUUAACUGGAACGUUAAACAAUUAUUCCUCUACCUCACAGCUGAAUAUAAAACACCCAGUAAUGAACUUAAUCAGGUUGUAUUAUGGGAUAAAAUAAUUCUGAGAGGAGAGAAUGCUGUUUUAGAUUUUAAAAGUAUGAAUACCAAGUACUACUUCUGGGAUGAUGGAAACGGUCUUAAGGGUAACAAGAACAUUACAUUAAGCCUCUCCUGGAACAUAAUUCCAAAUGCGGGUCUUUUACCAAACGUUUUUGCUAGUGGAAGUUAUUCAUUCAAAUUCCCUUCAGAAUAUACGACUACUAGGGUUUAAAUUUUAUUUAUUAUUAAUAGGUGUAAUUUUUUUAAUAAACAUCUCUGCUAACAA
This is a messenger RNA of Diorhabda sublineata, 708 nucleotides long. RefSeq names its product signal peptidase complex subunit 3 (gene Spase22-23). Gene Ontology annotation, biological process: protein targeting to ER. Gene Ontology annotation, cellular component: membrane; signal peptidase complex. Bases 115 to 654 code for a protein of 179 amino acids. The record is from RefSeq and is a predicted model, not a curated record. The transcript is spliced from 4 exons. NCBI's taxonomy places the organism in Eukaryota, Metazoa, Arthropoda, Insecta, Coleoptera, Chrysomelidae.